Molecule: messenger RNA, 3018 nt
Organism: Pseudovirgaria hyperparasitica
Lineage: Eukaryota; Fungi; Ascomycota; Dothideomycetes; Acrospermales; Acrospermaceae
Exons: 3
Coding region: 1-3018 (1005 amino acids)
Source: RefSeq, a predicted model, not a curated record
AUGGAGACUGUAGUCGCUCUCGGUCUUGCUGCGAACAUAUGUCAAUUUGUAGAGUGCACAAUCGCUGUCAUCAAAGAUGGCAAAUCCAUAUACGACGGAGUCUCUGGCUUGACGAAAGAAUACGACGAAGUCCAGAAAAGAGCAAGCAGGCUUGCUGAGGCUGGCGUUGCGUUCCGCAAGCUGAGAAUUGCACAGCUUGGAUGUCAGCAAGAUGACAAGUUAAUCGAGCUUACAGAAGAUUCUAUCGACGUAGCGAACGGAUUAUAUCAAGAGUUCGAGAGGCUUAAAGGUAAAAGCACGAACAGGGUACUACAGGCCGCAUUUGGCCUCGUGAAGAGCUACGGCGCGCGUGAAAGGAUUGAGAAAAAGGUGCAACAAUUGAAACUUAUCCAACAAGAUAUCACUUCGCAAGGCAUUACGGUAAUGCUGUCUGACCUGGAUCAGAUAAAGCAGCAAAUGAAAGACGACAAAGAACAGAGCCGACAGUUCCAGAUACAGCAACAGAAAGGAGAGGCUUCCAUAUCUGAACAGAUCUCUGUUCUUGCAGAUUCGAUGAUUCGGUCCUUUAGCUCACAAUCAACCGUUUCACAAAGUCCCCAACAAGUAAUUGAUCACAUAAACACGCUGCAGGAGCACCAUUCACGGUGGAAAAGAGACAAGGAGUUGCGCCAAAAGAGGUACGCAGCCCUCAGGUCUCUCCAGUUUCACGAAAUGAUGUCCCGAAAGGAUGGUAUCAAGAACGCGCAUACCAAAGACCACGAUGACGGUAUCUUCUGGAUAUCAGGCAUACCCGGCUCUGGAAAGAGUGUCUUGAUGAAAUCCCUCAUAGAUGGUCAUCAGACAGAGGAGCAUCUGCUGUCGUGGGCUGGGGGCGCGAGGCUUGUGAUCGCCAGUCAUUACUUUUGGGCAACAGGCCCUGCAAUUCUGAAAUCGGAGAAUGGAAUGCUACGAUCUCUGUUAUUCGAGAUAUUCCGUUCGUGUCCUGAACUCGUGGACAAGAUGUGUCCAGCCAGUCUGCUCGAGUAUCCCGGGGAUAACGCCGCAGACUAUCCUUGGUCCCUUAUAGAGCUUCGGCAAAGUAUACAGUCUAUAAAUCAUCUGACAGGCCAGUAUCGCUUUUGUUUCUUCAUCGAUGGGCUCGACGAAUACGAUGACGCCUCGGAGUGGUCAGACGAAUCACGGAGGGUUGUUCCCACCAGUGUAAACGACAUCAUCGAAAUCGUUAGAUCCCUGACAUGCUUGGCUGGAGUGAAAGUCUGCGUGUCAAGUAGACCAUGGGUUGCAUUCGAUUCUGCAUACGGACAACGACCCACGACCAUGAUCAGCCUCGAGGAGUUCAACUGGACGGAAAUUCGCAAAUAUACAAAGGAGACAAUCUUACCAAUUGCGGAAAGCCUUCGGGAUAAUCCUUAUAACAAGAAAGACUACUACGGGCUUCAUAAAAUCAUAGAAUAUAUUAUGAGAGAAUCGAAAGGCGCCUUCCUUUGGGUAUAUUUGGUCGUCAAUAAGGUUGUGGUUGGUCUACGGCAUAAAGAUAGUAUAGACCUCCUCACCAAGCGAGUCAAAAACUUCCCCUCGGACCUUCCAGGAUUCUACAAGCAUAUGCUAGACAACAUGGAUCCGGACUAUGCAGAAGAAGCUCGAAAGAUCAUUUCAGUCGCUCUCUAUGCCUAUUAUACUGGAUAUGAACCUUUGCAUGUGUUACAAUACUCAUAUAUAUGGUCGCAGCUUGACACAACUGGCGACUUUGGGUUAUCAAUACCAACACCAUAUCGGUGCGAGUCUGGUAUGGAAGAGCUUAUUAAGCACGCCACUAAUCAGUUCCUUUCACGCUGUCCCGACUUCUUCCAUGUGAAACGACUGCAACAUGAUUUUCCACACGAUAUUGAAGUACGUUUUAUCCAUCGAACUGUCGCGGAAUUUAUACGUGAGGAAAUGGUAAUAUCGAAGUCAGAAAGAAACAUGGAUACACACUUCGACGUAUCUAGGUUUUUGGCGAACAGUUUUCUUGCUUGCGUCAAGACUAUGUUAAAUUCACCACUGACUCGCACAUUGGCAAUUCGCAAUGUUCGGGGCCCCAGAGCUUGGCCUGGCGCAACCCGUCGACUAAAGCUUUUACCAGCUCGGUAUCUGCCUAUCAUUCGAGCAGAGCUACAUCUUUGGGAACAAUUUACUUGCAAAGUAGUAUUGUCUCAGUCGGAGGUGCUUUAUAGUACAAUAAAUCAGAAACCGCUUAUACACCAUCCGCGAAUUCGUCCCGCUCAAGAUGAUUUCUGGCAAUGUCUCCUCGAGGAACGGCGGCGCAUAUUUGACCGUUAUCGAUUGGCCAAAUUCGCAUUGGCGAAUGGAGGGACUUUCCACUGGUAUGUUAAAGAAAGGGUUGCCAAGAAUCGGAAGCUUCUGUAUGAGAUGCUGAACUUCAGGACUCCUGAAAGUCUCUCUGCUUUCCUAUCAGUACAAGGCGUGAACGAGCCAUUAUUCAGCCAAGAACAAUGGACAGUCUUUAACAUCGGAGCAGCAGAUGCAUACGCCGCAGAAACACCAUGGGGUCUAUGGCUGAAGCGACUAAGCCAGUACUGUGUAAUCUGCGCCAGAAAGGACCAAGACCUCGGACGAGUUGGAGUAGCGACUUCAUUCAUCGAAAGUGGUGCAGAUAUGAGUCUUCGUCAGUAUUACGAAUUUUCUGACUGGGCAUCCGUAGAAAAAUUUGACACCCCACCGGACAUCGGCCAAUCUGUCAACUGGAGAGGGCUCCACGGUUGGACCAGAAUUUCGGUCGCGACAAUACCUGCACAGGUAUGUUCGAUUGAGAAAUUGAAGGUACGUCGGAGGUGUGCAGAGGAGAUACAUCUGAGGUGGGAAGGCGAGCUUUCACCCAGCGAGCUUUUGUUGUUCUACUUCAGGGACGCAACUCAUCGCCGAGACAUUAAGGAGGCAAUCGAGCAGCAAUCGAGAAGGCCGGGAUUAAAGCGGAAGUCGGUCCACCAGCAGAGGCAGAGCACGAAACAGACACCAUAA